Molecule: messenger RNA, 4078 nt
Organism: Chroicocephalus ridibundus (black-headed gull)
Lineage: Eukaryota; Metazoa; Chordata; Aves; Charadriiformes; Laridae
Product: nuclear receptor coactivator 5-like
Source: RefSeq, a predicted model, not a curated record
UAUCAUUUCUCUCCUUUUGUGACCCCUGGGCAGGGAAUUACUUGUGUACAAGGACUUUCUUAAAGGGAACUUGAAAAGCUGUGAAAAUAUGAUUUGUAGGUAUUUUGCUCACAUUGGUUUUAAGUGGAAUCACAAAAAAUUGUGUCUUCUAGAAAGUCUUAAGCUACUUUUGCUUUGGUGAUGACCAACUGAAUGUAGAGGAUGGCAUAAUAUCUUCUGCAGAGCAUUUAGAGUCCAGUUUAUUAUAGCUUUGCCUAGUUAGUUUAUACUAGUUUUGCCAGAAUAAAAACAGAAACACUCCCACUGGUGGUAGCUGGAAUUCUGUCAGCUAUGUGGAAAGGUUGAGCACCUCAGUGGUGUAUUUUUUUGGCUGUUCAUAAAGACUAUAGCAGGUAUUAGCGCUGGGAAGUAGGUGUUUUCUUCCUUACUACAACUGUACUUUUGUAGUUGGUAGAACCUUAAACUAACCAGAACCCCAAGCAAUUAGAUGCUACUCUGAAAAAUGGAGUGCUGUGCAUAGCCCUUGGUGAUUUCUACCAUCCUGAAGGUAUCAGAAAGUUGUGAUUUGCACUAGGCUAUUUACACUUCUGUAGGUUUGUUGAUGUGCAGAUCUCCUGCUGGUCUCUUUUAUCUUGCUCUAGCUAUUAGGUUUAUUUCUGAACAGAUACAGGUAUCUUAAAACUGUUUUUUAUUCAAGCUUUCAUGACUUGUGACACUUAAAAGCUGAACCUACAUUAGGAAAAAAUUCCAAGAGCAGUAACCCUUGAGAUGGUCAAGUAAAUAGUAAUUCCUUUAUUGCUUGUAAUGUAAAAUUUCUUGUGCAGUUCAAAAUGCCUUUAUUUCCCUGACUUUUUUUCCAAGUAGCUUUUACUCUCUUCUGAACAAUUCUGUUGACUGGAGACUAGAAAAGAAUGGUAGGGGUUGGAAGGGACCUUUGGAGAUCAUCUAGUCCACCCACCCUGUCCUGCCAAAGCAAGUUCACCUAGAUUGGCUUGGAUGGGAAUGCAUCCAGUAUAAAUCCUUACAAAUCAUGUCGGAAGAAUCAUUCUUCAAGGGAUUUUGAAGAUCUGAAUAGAAUGCAUAUGUGCCUAUUUUAUCUGUUCUGGAAUCAUCCUGCAAUUUUUGAGGAUUUGCUUUGAAGAGCUAUUUGGGCAGCAAUAUGAGCAUUCAACAGGGAAAGAAAAUUAGAAUGAGAUGCCAGUACUCCUAAAAAGAUGACUGCACUAGGGAUGAUUGUAGAGAGAAGCUGUACCUGCAGUUUUACCAACAGAUGCACAAAGAAUGAGACACCUUCUGACUGUCAUUGUUGCCAUCGGCAAGGAGCAAAAGGUUACAGUGUUGGUGGAUAAGAGAAGAGCAACUGACAUCGUCUCCCUGGACUUGUGCAAAGCAUUUGACAUUGUCCCGCAUGACAUCCUUGUCUCUAAAUUGGAGAUGGACCACUUGGGGAAAUAUGCUACAAUUGUAGGCAAUCAGUUACAAGAACCUGGUUCUGUGAUGGAAAUAAUAUACCUAUGUAAGUCAGAUAUCACACAGAUAUUCCAAGAAGUUAAAAAUGAUGUUUGUAUUUUUGAACAGACAAAUGUAGCACUUUCCUCUUGCACUGUAAUCAUGCUUCAUUCUUCUAUUGAAAGAAAGUUUAGCUUGUUUGAGAGAUUGCAUCGUAACAUGCCUGUGGAGGCGGCACUGGCUCUGAUAGUUAAAGCUUUUGGGAAUACAUUUGCUGAGUGUGAGCAACAGGAGUGUACCAGGAUUUCACGCAAGGCAGCUGAUCUGCUGGAUGACUGCCUAGCGUGGGAGCUGUGCGAGACAUACACUGUACCUCUGGGCAUUAGACAAUUUCUGUUAAGUGCAGGGAAAUACUUGGCUUGGGUGGAGUCAAACUCAGUAAGUGACCAUGCAAAGACCAGAAAAGGUAUCACUGAAGGUAUUAAUGUUUCUUCUCCCUCUGAAAUACGAGUUCAAGUAUCUUUUAAAUCUGUUAUAAAUAAGCUUGGGUGCAUUCCACAUAAAUAAUCUGUAAAUAAAUUAUAGGCAGUAGAGAUCAAAAGUGCACAUAUAAAAUGCUGGUGUGUGUAUUAAUGGGCACGUGCAUCCUGAAGUAGGGUGCAUAUAUUCUUCACAGAACUGGACAUGUUAGAAGGACAUGUACACAAGUCCCCUAAUGGGCAAUUGCUCUCUCAGGUUGUGGUUGCAAAGUGAGUAUUUGAUUAUCUGCUAAUGUUGUUGUGUAUUUUCAGUUUUAAUGACACUGUACACACAGAUACAUUUAAGUUAGUAAUAUCUGUCAGUCCAUUAAGCAGAAUGUAACUCUUGGUUUAAGAGAGUUCAGUAAUAUAACAGUGUAUAAACUUAUUUGAAUUACAAAACUUAAAAAAACAGCAGAUCAGAAAAAAAAUAAACCCAGCCAUAUAUGUAAGUUCUAGACUUGGAAUAUCUGUGUCAUUUUGAUCUUAGGGGCUAUUCUACAGAAAACUCUUGAAUGCCCUUGUGAUAAGGGGGUAGUGAGGUUCUUGCAAGCUUCUACUUGUGUUCUUAAUGUCUUCUGAAGAAUUGCUUACCACUCUUGUUCAUUUAGACUGAGCCCUGUUGGAAAAAAAAAAAGGCAGCUCAUUCUUGAGCUGAAGGUGAAGACACAGCGUGUCAUGAGGAUGCGAGGCCAUGUAGAAGCACUGCCACCCAUACCUUAUGUAAACCUCCACCUCUUCCACUGCCAAGCAGGGUUGCUCUUGGGCUGGUCACCUUUUCCUCAGGUUAAACCUUUGAUAGACUCUCAGGAGCUCUUCUUCCAAAGCUAUUUCAGUUUUGUAUUUCAAAGUAAUUCAUUCUGGUUUUGUGACUGACUUGAUCACUUGCCACAGUACGUUUACUCAUAAAAGUAGAACAAAACAUGGUAGAUACUACAUGAACUGCAAUCAAGUAGACGGGUGGGAUGUGUAAAGAUCUGAACUUGCAAAUAUUUGGCAGUGAUCAAAUAAUAGUUGAAAGACUGGAACUCAGCCAUGCUAUUUUCAGAGCAAACUUUCUGGGAAAGAAUAGGAGAGUAGGGGAGUAUACUAUUCUUUAUCUAAAAAUGAAUUCGUUGUAACAUUAUAAAAGCAUAAAAAUACAAAGCUCAUCUUUCAUGUCCUUAGUCUGAAAUCAGAUUCAGCUACUGUCCUUGCAUCUGUUUGAAGUUGGUAUGGGUUGAGGUGAACACCUGGCUAUUUUAGAAAGGCUUUUUUCCUCCCCUGUUGUGAACUUUUCCCGUUCUACAAAGCUUUCUUUUUUAGUUACCAAGUUGGUUGCAAUUCUUUUGAGUUACUGAAGCUCAUUGAAAACCAAAAGGGCAGCAGAAACGGUGAGGGCGGUUCAGGUUUUAAACGUGAAUAUUCUUGGAUGUGCAGGAUUAGAGUAUGGUGCUUUGUUGUAAAUUAAAUACUGCUUUAAUGAUUGAAAUAAAAAGGCAAGUCAGCAAAAAAUAUUGUGUGCUUAAUUUGAUUAUUUUGUUGUAUUAAAUGGUAGUGUAAAAAGAAACCACAUGUACGUUCUUGACAGCUAUCGAUGUUAGUGCUGAGUCUGAUUCCUUGGAAUGGAUUCCAGGCACAAACUGUAUCAAAACUAGUGACCUACAUUGUGGUCAUGAAUUAAAUCCUUGCUUAGAACCAGUCUCAGAUGACAUCCAGUAUGUUUGUUGUGACAAAAUCACUCAAAUAAUAUUUGGCUUUAGUUUUCCAUACCAAUUGUACUUCAUCAGUUUAUGUUUUAACUUGCCUGUUCAGGUUAACGUUAGCAUGAGGGAGAGUUUUACUUUGUAGCGUGCUCAUGCCAAGAUUAGUAACGCUGCAGGUCAGUGUGCUCUGUUGUUAAAUACGUACACUACACUAUACUUGUAGUGCUGUGGUGGUACAUCUUUUAAAGUAGGGCACUAUGAACGAUAAAGGCAUUUGUAGCUGUUGGUGUGUCGUGUCCGUGCUUUGUCUGCAGUGCUUGUUUCCAUACCUGUUUUCAGGAAGGUAACUGGUGUUUCUUAAGCCUGGAAGUUUUAGGCCCUCACAGUUAGGAGUGUCCUGUGCAAACAAAAGCAGAUUUUACUGUU